Messenger RNA from Uranotaenia lowii, 2664 nucleotides. RefSeq lists its product as uncharacterized. The coding region runs from base 88 to 2319 and encodes 743 amino acids. The record is from RefSeq and is a predicted model, not a curated record. The transcript is spliced from 4 exons. Gene Ontology annotation, molecular function: zinc ion binding. Gene Ontology annotation, cellular component: nucleus. NCBI's taxonomy places the organism in Eukaryota, Metazoa, Arthropoda, Insecta, Diptera, Culicidae.
AAAAAAAGUAACAAUCAAAUCAAAAUUUGAUUGAAGUGGUCCAAAAUUCGAAAAACAAAAACAGGUACCUACUGCUUGCUGAACACUAUGGAAUCUUCCAGGGAAAACAUACAGUUGUAUGCUUCCGGCAAUCAAGAGGACCAUAUCUGCAGGCUGUGCUUCGAACGGGCCUACAAACUUUCAUCGGUUUUUCCGUACGGAGACAAUCCCGAUAACGAACUAUUCCGCCAAAUCAGGGACUUGGCUAAAGUAGAUCUAGAUCAUCUGCUGGACCCAGAAUGCUGCAUUUGUUCCCGGUGUGUAAAGAGCCUAUCGGAGUUUUCAUAUUUUCAAAGGCAAAGCAUGCAGAACGAUCGAAUCCUCCAGGGGCUUCGAAGCAGACAGCAUAUCGACGACACGAAGGACAAUAUACUAGUUCCAGUCGAAAGUGUCAUCAAAGCUGGCAGCGAAGAAUCGGCGAGUGAAGCGGAUCCAUUCGAGAAUUUCGAUAGUGUAUCGAAUUCUUCCGAAUUGACGCAACCGGACAGACGGGUUAACGUCAAGCACAAAAGAAGAUACACUAGUUUUGAUGUUGGGAGUACUAGUAGUAGCUCGGAUGAAGAUUACAAACCGACCCCCAGACGAAGAUCCCGUACUGCUAAAAUCAAGAAUACCUCGAAACAACAUAGGAACAGCAAAUCAGAUAACUAUCCAGAGGUUAAGGAGAAUGAACCAAAGUCGAGCGAAAACUUCAAAGUAUAUACCUCUGGACAUGGCAGUAAGAACAUCGUGUUAGGUGGCAAUCGCUAUCGCAAAACUAAAGUCAUCGACAGGGAGGAUUCGCGCUGUAUUUGGUGGCGUUGUGUGGAGCCCAUCUGCAGUGCCAGAGUCUACACCAAUGGCUGCGAAAGUGGGAAAGUCUAUUGGCAGGAGCUUAAUAAUAAACAUGUUCACGAGCCGGACAAUGUGGAUGAGUUGAUGGAUCAGAAAAUAAAUUACAUCGACGAGAUUCCCGAUAUUGAAUCGAAUGAUGAGGGUUAUCCCAUAGUGAUGCCACGGUCACCCAAUCGAGAAGAAAUUGUUCUGUUUGGAAAUCAUCAACAUCAUUUGCUGUUGGAAAGGGAAGAUGGAACAAAAAUUUAUGGUUGCACUUUGAGAUCUUGCCGCUCCACGUUAUAUUUGUGGAAUGAUUCAAAUUGGAAAGCUUACUGUGGUUCCAGUUCCGACUUUAAGGAAAUAUUUUUCAAUCCAGAACCUAAAACAAAUAAGGUUCUUGCCUUCGAUGGACACUUUUACUCAAACGGCAUGCGUAAAUCCAUAAACAGUGACUGCUUCAAAUGGUACUGCCUUUUGUUUAAAUCUCUGAACUGCUCGGCUAAACUUUACACCACUAAACAGAAUGAGGUCAUGUGUUUGAAAAAUCCACAAAAAUCUAUCCACAACCACGCCAAGGACGCUUACAAACUAGAUUCCACGUUAAAAAUUACAAAGGCUACGAAAGGCGACUCUCCAGUAAUCUCCAGCGAUUAUCAUGUGGCAAAAACAUCUCAUAAUGUAGAUUUUAUAAUUUUCGAAGGGAUUCGUUUCACAAUCAUGCUUUCCAAACCGAAUGGAACCAAGUCUUGCAUUUGUCGGGAGUCCAAUACUUGUAGAGCGGAAAUCCUGCUGCUACCAGAUGGAACGAUCAAGAAGUACAUAUACCAAUACGUUCACGAUCAUCCGCUUCCCGAACGACAGAAGAGUAUCGAGGAGUUCGACUUUUUGAUCGAAACAAAAAACGUGGAACAAUUUGGACAACUAUUCCGCUCUUAUAAAGGUUAUAUGUUCAAGCGCAAAAACCGUCGGAACGACAGCUUUUAUUACCGGUGCAACUUUAAACAGUGUCCGGUUUCGUUCUCAACCGAUGGCAACUUUAGCUACGUUAAAGAAAAUCCCGAGAAGCAACACAUCCAUGAUCUGGUGGACGAACGACAGCGACGGAAACAGUUGCACGCCACCGAAGGCACUCGAGAUUACCGUAUAGAGAACAGUGAAGAAGGCUACCCCAAUUUGGUUUUUGCGGGUUACCAGUACUGUCACUUUUACCACCACAAGGAAGGCUGGCGAGUUUGGCGCUGCUUUUCUGGCAUCCGAUGUCGAUCGACGCUGUUCCAGAGUGUGGACGAUGGAACAGUGUUUAAUGCCGAACAAGUUGAACACAAUCAUGACGGACGGAUUCAUGUUGAAAAAUUGCGCAAUCAGAUGAAAAGAGGCAACGCUGGGCACAGUGACGAUGAAGAUGACGGAAAAGGAUCGAAUAGUUCCGAUUGCCACGAUAGUGCUGAAUUCGAUUCAGCAUAAAAUAAAAAUGGAAUAGUUUUUUUUUUUUUUUGAAAGUUUAUUGUUUUCCGUUUGAAAAUUGACUCUAGCUUGCGAAAAGAAAAGAAAACAAAGAUCUUCUGGCAGGACUAGAACGUUUUUCCGGAAUUGGGCCCUAUGCACUUCCAAGAAUGCUGCCUAAUAGGAAUGGAAAAAAUGUAUAUUGGAAUGAUGAUUGGAAGCUUUCGGUGCUAAGGCCAUUAAAACGAUUCAUAAAAAAGCUCAUUCCUUAUUAAGUGGUUAAUUUGAUUUGAUUUUGUUUUUAACAGAAUGUGCAAGGAUUUCGGUACUUACAAAAACAGAAUAAACCAUUUUUAUUUUCAUAAA